GUGUGGGUGUCAGUGAGCAGGCAGAGCAGCUCAGACGGCAGCAAGACUCCGCAGCUCCUCGUCGGCUCGCUCCUGUGUUUGCUGAAAGCGGUCCGAGCCGUGGAGCGUAGGCGUCAGGUGAAGGAGGAGGAGGAGGUGCGGCUGCGCCGGCGUCUCUGCAAGGAGGCGAGGGAGCAGCGCGCACAAUGGGAGCUGGAGAGCCGGGCGGCUGGUCUGCGACUGCCGGGUCAGAGGCUGAUGGAAGUUUUUCCUCUGGGAGGAACGGGGAAUGUGCUUCCUGUGAGGAACAUCUGGAGCGCUGAGAGGCUGGUGUGAGGAGCGCAGGAGGCGUAGGGGGGGGGGGGAUGUACCUGCUGGAGGGGAUGGAGAGGGGAACUCCUCAGAGGAAGACCGUCUACAGGAUCUCCCUCACGCUGGUGAAGAGGGAGAGCGUGGAUGAAGCUCGGGGGGAGGCCGAGGGCCCCCCGCCAGGCGCCUCCAGGAGGGAGGGCCCCGCGGAGCCGCAGAGGGCCGGCUUGUUGGAGCAGCUGAAGGAGGCGGAGGACGAGUCGGAGGAGCUGUGCGCGUCUCGCGGGUUCAGAAGGAGGUUCAGGACGUUCAGCACGGGUCAGCUGGAGCUGGGCCGGCUCAGGGUCUCCCGCCGGACCCCGAAGGAGGAGCCCGUCAAGACGGAGACCGCUGCUGCCAAGGUGAAGCGCUUGCUGAAGGCCAGGAGCGUGGAGGAGAGGAGCCCCCGCUCGGGGGCUAACGGGACCCCCGCCGCCCCCCUGAAGCCGGGCCUCCUGCAGCGCAGCUUCAGCUUCAGCUUCAGGAGCCGCAUCGGCGGGGAGCUGCUCCGUCUGCGGGCGCUCUCCAGGGACCGGCACCACAGCAGCUCCAGCUGCAUCGCCCCGGCCCCCGCCGAGCCCCCGGCCCCCCGGCUCCCCGACAGGGAGAAGAGCCGCACCCUGGAGGUGGGUGCCGUCCUCAGCCGGACCGACUCCCUGACGGAGCUGAGCCGCCAGGAGAGGGCCCGAGGAGCCAAGAACCGGACCCUGGACAACAGCGACCUCCUGCAGCUGGCCGCCGAGGGAGAGGGCUCCCUGCUGCGGGGGGGCGGGGGCCGCUCCAGCGAACGCCGCCUGGGGCGCAUCCUCAGCGGGAUCUUCUCCAGGAGGGACGGGGCGUCCAGUCCGGGGGGGAGCCCCGGCUUCGGGAGGUCCCUGCGGCGCAGCCGGAGGACGGCGGCGUCGCAGUCCAGCACGGAGAGCGUGAACGGAGGCGGCGCUGACGAUGCCUUCGUGAACAGCCAGGAGUGGACGCUCAGCCGGACGGUACCAGAACUGAAAGUGGGCAUUGUGGGUAAUCUUGCCAGCGGUAAGUCGGCGCUGGUCCACCGGUACCUGACGGGGACGUACGUCCAGGAAGAGUCUCCUGAAGCCGACGUGGACGCAGGAGGACGCUUCAAGAAGGAGAUCGUGGUGGACGGCCAGAGUCACCUGCUGCUCAUCAGAGACGAGGGAGGCCCCCCGGAGGCCCAGUUCGCUCUGUGGGUGGACGCCGUCAUCUUCGUCUUCAGCCUGGAGGACAAGGCCAGCUUCCAGACGGUGUCCCACUACUACAGCCGCCUGGCCGCCUACAGGAACACCGCCGACCUGCCGCUGGUUCUGGUCGGAACCCAAGACGCCAUCGGGCCGACCAACCCGCGGGUGAUCGACGACAGCCUCGCCAGGAAGCUCUCCAACGACCUGAAGCGCUGCACCUACUACGAGACCUGCGCCACCUACGGCCUCAACGUGGAGCGGGUCUUCCAGGACGUGGCCCAGAAGGUGGUGGCCGUCAGGAAGAAGCAGCAGCUCUCCAUCGGACCCUGCAAGUCGCUCCCCAACUCGCCGAGCCACACGUCCGUCUGCGCGGCGCCGCCAUCCGCCGUCCACGUGGGCCAGACGAGUAACGGCGGUGGCGGCGGCAGCCUGAGCGACUACUCGUCGUCGGUGCCGUCCACGCCCAGCACCAGCCAGAAGGAGCUGCGCAUCGACGCGCCGCAGGCCGCCAACACGCCCACGCCCGUCAGGAAGCAGUCCAAGCGCCGCUCCAACCUCUUCACCUCGAGGAAGGCCAGCGACCCGGACAAGGAGAAGAAGGGCCUGGAGAGCCGGGCCGACAGCAUCGGCAGCGGGCGGGCCAUCCCCAUCAAGCAGGGCAUGCUGAUGAAGAGGAGCGGCAAAUCCCUCAACAAGGAGUGGAAGAAGAAGUACGUGACGCUGUGUGACAACGGGCUGCUCACCUACCACCCCAGCCUCCACGACUACAUGCAGAACGUCCACGGGAAGGAGAUCGACCUGCUGAGGACCACGGUGAAGGUACCGGGCAAGAGGCCGCCCCGGGCCGUGUCCAGCGGCGCCGCCGGGCCCAGCACCAACGGCCUGGCCAAGGACAUGAGCAGCAUGCAGCUGGGCCAGAACCCAGGUUUGGUGUCCAGCAGCUCGGCGGCGUCUCAGAUGGCGAGCGGCGUCAGCCUGGUGUCCUUCAACAGCCGCGGCCCUGAGGGCAUGCACCAGCGCUCCUACUCCGUCUCCAGCGCCGACCAGUGGACCGAGGCCACCGUCAUCGCCAACUCCGGCGUCAGCUCAGACACGGGUCUGGGCGACUCGGUCUGCUCCAGCCCCAGCAUCUCCAGCACCACCAGUCCCAAGAUGGAGCCGCCUCCGUCGCCGCACGCCAACCGCAAGAAGCACCGGCGGAAGAAGAGCACCAGCAACUUCAAAGCGGACGGCCUCUCUGGUACUGCAGAAGAGCAAGAGGAGAACUUUGAGUUCACCAUCGUGUCGCUGACGGGCCAGACGUGGAACUUCGAGGCCACGUCGUACGAAGAGCGGGACGCCUGGGUGCAGGUCAUCGAGAGCCAGAUCCUGGCCAGCCUGCAGUCCUGCGAGAGCAGCAAGAACAAGUCUCGGCUGACCAGCCAGUCAGAGGCGCUGGCCCUGCAGUCCAUCCGGAGCAUCCGGGGCAACGGCCGCUGUGCCGACUGCGACGUCCAGAACCCGGACUGGGCCAGCCUGAACCUGGGCGCUCUGAUCUGCAUCGAGUGCUCGGGCAUCCACCGCAACCUGGGCACCCACCUGUCCAGGGUGCGCUCUCUGGACCUGGACGAGUGGCCGCUGGAGCUCAUCAAGGUGAUGUCGGCCAUCGGCAACGAGCUCGCCAACGGCGUGUGGGAGGCCAACGCCCAGGGACGCCUCAAACCGGGGCCCGACGCCAGCAGGGAGGAGCGGGAGCGUUGGAUCCGGGCGAAGUACGAGCAGCGGCUGUUCCUGGCCUCGCUGCCCUGCGCAGACCUCCCUCUGGGCCAGCAGCUGCUGAGAGCCACGGCCGAGGAGGACCUGCGCGCCGUCGUGCUGCUGCUCGCCCACGGCUCCCGGCAGCAGGUCAACGAGACGUACGGGGACGGCUGCACCGCGCUGCACCUGGCCGGCCACAAGGGCAACGUGGUCCUGCUGCAGCUCCUGAUCUGGUACGGCGUGGACCCCACGGCGAGGGACGCCCACGGGAACAGCGCCAUGGCGUACGCCCGGCAGUCGAGCAGCCAGGAGUGCGUGGACGUCCUGGCGCAGUACGGCUGCACCGACGAGCGCUACCCCCUCAUGGCCACGCCCAACCUGUCGCGCCGCAACACCAACCGCAACAACAGCUGCAGCAGCCUGGGCAGCGCCGCCCUCAUAUGACCCGGACACUUCCUGGGUCGCUCUACCCUAAACGCAACCCAAACCCCCCCAAAAAAAAAACUACCCCCCGCCCCCGUUUGGGAGAAAUCUGCCCCCCCGGGAACCACUACAUGUUGAGACGCUAAGCCACGCCCCUCAUCCGCCAAACCGCUGCCGCCACGUCGGCGACGCUGCUUCUGAUGGGAGAACCAUGGGCAGUAGGGGGGGAAACCCCCAAAGCAUGUUGGGAAAUGUGGUCCACAGUCAUUAAAGCUUCUUGACAGUUCGGCGUCACGGUCAGAAUUCGGAGCGGUUCUGAGCUGGUCAGGACGCGGGAGGUCUCAGACACUUUGUUUAAUUUAACGCGCUUUUCCGCCAUUGUGUAUAUAAACCUCACUGUGCAUUGCUGGACCAAUGGUUAAACGCGUCGUCGUGGGAGGAUUUCCUUGUUUUCGCUUGAUGACGUUCGGGUGUAUAAAGUCAUAAAAUGUACAGAAGCUCUUCCAGGCUCAGGGACCGGAGACUCUCCAUCGUCGCCCUCCAUCGUCGUUUUUUUUUCCCAGCGAGUCCUUUUUUUUCCUUUUAACUUCAGUAUUUAUAAAUGAAGACCCUAACCAUUAUAUCCUCCAGCAUUCUUACUUUUUAUUCUAUCGUUAUUCCAACGUAAAAAAAAACACAAAGACAAAGGGAGCUACAAGAAGGGCUUUUUUCUUUCUUCUUCUUCUUCUUCUCUGCUCUGAAAACCUCCUCCUGUAAAUAACCCGCCUCCCCGUUUCCUUUAGCGAUCGUGUCGUGUAGCCGAGCGAGGCAGGAAGUGCGUUCAGUACGCCGGGCGGCACAGUGGAAGUGCUUUAUCGUAUCGUGUGGUUUGGUUAGAGGGGGAACUAGUGUAGGUGGUCAAACCGGCGGUUCUCUGCGUCUUCGUGGACUUUAGGGGCCGUUUUAAUUAGUUCAGCCGAAGACGAGGAACUUUGUGUCUGAACGACUACGGCUCUUUAGCUUCUGUCCAGGUUGAUGUCUAACCGGGUAAAGAUGAAGCUGUGACGAAGUUAAAGCUUCGGAACAUCUCGCCUGCGUUCACAGGCCCAAUCUAAGGCGUCUUCGCAUCAAGACGUUAAUUUAACGCCCCUACCUUCAUGUCCGUGGUGGUCUGACGACGUUGAACCGCCGGUUUGACCUCCCGCUUAUUGUCGGGUGUGGUAAACUCACCUGCCCCCCUACCCGGGUCACGAAGCUCGUUUUUUUAGACGUGUGACUGGAGAUGAGUCGACUGAAAGUGGAGAGAGUCUCAGGAAGGACGCUGCCAUCUUUUCUCUCUUUAAUCUAGAACUCUUAAGGUAGACGGUCUCAGCUGGGCAACGUACAUGGCUCACUGUGUCGUGGUCGCUUUGUUGACUCUGAAGUUAUUCUCCUAGAAACACUCUGUCUGUCUGUAGGAAUAUAAGCUCUAAAACUUAACCUAAAUGUCAGUUUUCUCCUCAUGCCUUUUCGUUUUGCACGCCUGCCUUUAUGUUCCCAGGUUUUGUCACUUUCACUUCCCUACAUGUCAGUAUGUCGUCAAGUCUGGACUGAACAACAUUUUAUUUCUGAAGUACGUUUUUUUCUGACUCGUCUCUGUAGCCGGACAGCUUGACCUAGCGAGAACGAUUUGUUUCUGACAGAAAUGCACUAAAUUUAAUUGUGUUUGUCCGUCUUUACUACGACUCUUUUUCUGAUACGACUUUGGCAUUUCUUUAUUUAUCCGGAUGUUUAUUUAAGCUCGCGGCUAAAUUGUUGACGCCGACUUCAGCCAGUGAAGCAAAGGCUUGGUUUAAAGGGAGAUUUCCAAUAAAUCUGCACUUAUUCUGGUCAGUGCAAAGUACAAAAAUCAGUUUAAAUUCUGAGUUUAUAUGUGAUGUAAAGCAACCCGCCCAGAAUGUUUAUUUAAGCUCAUAGGAGCAAGAAAGUUUGCGUCAACAAACAGCUAUUUAAGGAUGUCGUUGAUUUCUAGUUUACGUAAUCCAAGAUCUAUUCUGUGUUAUCUGGUGUUUAUUUUUUGUGACUUCACUUCUGAAAGUUUUUGAAAUAUCGUAACGAUAAACAGUUUAGUCGGAGGAAAAAAAAAAAGUUGUUUAAGUUUACAGGCAAAAGCAGAUGGCUGACGUCUGUUUUUCUGCUUUAAAAAGGGAAAUAACGCUAACUCCCACCGCCGUUCUCAGUUAGCUGGAUGUGGCGAACAGCAAAAAAAAGUCAUUUGUUCUAUUAACAAAAUGUUUAUCUCACUCAAUCAAUGGGCUCAUUUUCCUUUAGACUAAAAAUAAAAAGUUCUAAAUUGGAGAUUAAAGCACCUUGGGAUGACGUUGAUGCUGAUUAGCUAGUUAGCGUCACAUCGCUAACGAAUAGCUAGCAUACAUUUUUCACCAUUAAAUCAUUAAACAUCUGGCAAAUCUAUAACAUUCAGCAUCUAAAUUUAACUAUUGCCAUAAUAUCCCUGGUUAGCCAUUUUAAAACUUAAAGGUUUUUAAAUGGGAGUCGCGUAAAAAGGAGCAGCUACCACUGGGUUAGGUAUAGCUAGCUAAAAACUGCUUAGUCAUUCUGACAGCAUCUUUUUACAGAUAACAUUUAGCAACAGUAUCAGAUUAAACAUUGUCCAAUUUUAAUUGUUAGCAUUUCAAGUAAUUUUCCUAGCUAGCUUUUGGCUGAAAGUUAGCUUUAUUAACGGCCUUUUUUCAAUUUGAAUAAAAAUUGUAAUAAUUUAGUCUUGUUCUGAAAUGAUGCUAAAAUGUUAAAAUUCACACGGUUUGAGAACAAGUCCCCAUCGCAUAAUUAGGCUAACAAGCAAAAUCAAUAAAUGUGUUAUUUCUAUUGGUUUCUGGCUCAUACUGAGGGUUUCAACAAAGAAAAUGUUGAAUAUUAAAUGUAAUAAUUAAGGAAAUCAAAAUGUUUGACAGCUAGCAUAUAAGAGGUUCAGCUUUCAUGUGGCCCGUAUAAACCCGCUCUCCUUCCUCUUCAGAUUUGGGCUAAAAAUUGUAAAAAUGCUUGAAGUGUUGGGCUCCUGGAAGGCAGCCGCAGCGUUACGACGUGUAGAUAAAUAGCGGCCUUCUCUGUGGAAUUAUAAACCUGUAGAAACGUUUGUGUGCGUAGAUUUAAAAUAUCCGAAGAGGUGUUUGCUCGUCCCAUCCACCCUGGAUGUCCGUCGUAUUUCUCAACGCUCCCAGAGGGAAAAACCUUCUACCUUUUUGUACGUUUUUUCCCCAAAUUCCAUCCUCUUUUUAUUCAUGCUAUCCUCUUUAUCAUCCAGAUGCAUUAUUGUUCUUGUUGUCACUGUUAUUCUAAUUAUUAUUAUUAUUAUUAUUGAAUUUUGUUUGUUGUACAGUACCGAUGUUGAAAAAAUUCUACCUAAUGCAGAAUCUUCUACUGUAAUUUGUCUCUUUUCAAUAAAGACAAGAAAAACUGCUUCUUAAUAUAAACUCGA
Messenger RNA from Fundulus heteroclitus (mummichog), 7137 nucleotides. It is a transcript of the gene agap1, whose product is annotated as ArfGAP with GTPase domain, ankyrin repeat and PH domain 1. The record is from RefSeq and is a predicted model, not a curated record. NCBI's taxonomy places the organism in Eukaryota, Metazoa, Chordata, Actinopteri, Cyprinodontiformes, Fundulidae. Gene Ontology annotation, molecular function: protein binding; GTPase activator activity; GTP binding. The transcript has 19 exons. Gene Ontology annotation, cellular component: nucleus. Bases 345 to 3704 code for a protein of 1119 amino acids.